Gopherus flavomarginatus (Mexican gopher tortoise) is the source of this 1050-nucleotide messenger RNA. RefSeq lists its product as uncharacterized. The record is from RefSeq and is a predicted model, not a curated record. NCBI's taxonomy places the organism in Eukaryota, Metazoa, Chordata, Testudines, Testudinidae. The transcript has 2 exons. Bases 106 to 849 code for a protein of 247 amino acids.
GGCUGGUCAGGAAUGUGGACUUUUGCCGUCUAUGAUAAUUAUCCCAUCCCCAUGCUACGGGGGGAAGACUUGGCCAACUAGGUGAGGCGGGCCAAGAGAGUGGGAAUGGUUACACGUAGCCAAACCAGGCAAGCUUCCAGACCCAUUCCUGUUCCUGAGCCAUCCACAGAGGCCCCGUCUGUGUUACCAGAGACCCAGACAGAGGUAGUGGACCCGGAUUCCAUGCCAACCACUGAAACAGCCACAGCACCUCCAGUCCCAGGCCCGGAACUGGAACAGCAACCAGCACCAGCAAGUGCAACCCCAUCUUCAAACUCAACGCCAGAGGGCGCCAGCGAGCCACAACUGGCAGAAGCAAAAGACAGCCAUACCCAAAAGGCUCAGCCAGAGCCUGAAAUACCCUCAGGUGCGCCAGCGGAGAGCGGUUCACCAGCAACGGAAACAACCCCAUCACCUACAUCGCUUCCAGAGGGACCAAGCCCAAGUCCACAGUCUGAGGAAGAACUGGUGACCCCAGCCUCAAGGGAACAGUUCCAGACUGAGCAGGAAGCAGAUGACAGCCUUCAGAAAGCUUGGGCGGCGGCACGGAGCACCCCACCGCCUCUCAGCUCUUCUAAUCGAUCCCGGUUUGUUAUAGACCAAGGACUUUUAUACAAGGAAAUUCUUUCUGGUGGACACCGGGAAGAAUGGCAGCCGCAAAAACAGUUGGUGGUUCCAACUAAGUACCGGGGGAAGCUCUUAAGCUUAGCCCAUGAUCAUCCCAGUGGCCAUGCUGGGGUGAACAGAACCAAGGACCGGUUGGGGAAGUCCUUCCACUGGGAGGGGAUGGGCAAGGACGUUGCCAAGUAAGUCCGGUCUUGUGAGGUAUGCCAAAGAGUGGGAAAGCCUCAAGACCAGGUCAAGGCCCCUCUCCAGCCACUCCCCAUAAUUGAGGUCCCAUUUCAGCGAGUAGCUGUGGAUAUUCUGGGCCCUUUCCCAAAAAAGACGCCCAGAGGAAAGCAGUACAUACUGACUUUAGUGGACUUUGCUACCCGAUGGCCAGAAGCAGUA